Molecule: messenger RNA, 4525 nt
Organism: Gadus morhua (Atlantic cod)
Lineage: Eukaryota; Metazoa; Chordata; Actinopteri; Gadiformes; Gadidae
Gene: lmo7b
Product: LIM domain 7b
Exons: 29
Coding region: 272-3952 (1226 amino acids)
Biological process (GO): regulation of cell adhesion; regulation of signaling
Molecular function (GO): protein binding
Source: RefSeq, a predicted model, not a curated record
CACACACCUCAAUUAAAACUGGGCACACUGCUGCGCGACGAGAAAGUUUGGUCUUCCUCAAAGUUUUCUUUAACAAGUAGUGUACUCUCUUAGAGUUUAAUUGUCGCUUGUUUUACUGUGACUAGCCUAUUUGAAACGGGCAUCAUUUGAAGAUACGUGUUUUUUCUUGACCCGAGUACAGAAGACGUCGAUCGAUAAGUACAUCCUCGGUCUGCGCGUUAAACGCGUUAAACCCUAUUUAUUUAGUUAUAAUCCUAGUUCCCCGGUUGAGAUGGAGUGGCGGGAGCAGACCAGUGUCAGCUGCAUGGACGCCUUCGAAGAGACUAAGCGGUGGAUUGAGAAAGUGACCAGUAAGUCGUUUGAAAGUAGUAACUUCCGUGCUGCUCUGGAAAAUGGAGUCCUACUCUGCGAUUUGAUGAACAAGUUGAAACCUGGCAUUAUCAAGAGGCUGAACAGGCUUUCAACCCCGAUCGCCGGAUUGGACAAUGUGAAUGUGUUCCUGAAGGCCUGCUCUAAGCUGGGUCUGAACGAGUCUCAGCUCUUCCACCCUGGAGACCUCCAGGACCUUUCCACCAGGGUCACCCUCAGGAGCGAAGAAAGCAAUAGGCGACUAAAGAACGUUCUGAUCACAGUGUACUGGCUGGGUCGCCGGGCCCAGCUUGAGCCCUUCUACUGCGGCCCACAGCUCAACUUCAAGGCCUUCGAGGGCCUGCUGGGCCUGACGCUGUCUAAGGCCCUAGAGGAAGGCAGCGGCCUGUGCCCCAGAGACGGGGGCUACGGCGACCCGGAAAAGGAGAACCUGUAUCACGUCAGACCGGCUUACCGCAGGGAUGACUCGGUUGAGGGUGGGAAUUAUCUGGACCACCACAGCGCCCACCAAAGAAGUGAAGGCUGUGGCAGUGACGUGGAGGCUGACCAGCUGUUCAGUAUGUCAGCCCAGAAGGACUCAGCCCAGCAGCAGGAGAGGGGAUAUGUCCCCCCAGUAGAGGGAGCCUACCCCCUACCCAGGGAGGGGGGUUGCAUCGCCCCAGCGCCACUUCGCAGGAAGAAGGGAUGUGAGGAGAACAAACAAGGCUUACUCACCAGAGUCUCUCAGAUUCAGCUCCGUCCGGGUCGACCGCCUCAGGUCAACCCUGGCUGGAUUUGGAGCAAAUCCACGACGGACAUCCCCAUGGAGUCCCCGGGCUACCAGGAUGAUGGGCAGAACUUGGGGGGUCCUGACGUCAGCAGGCCAAGUCGCCCUCCAAACGGUGCCAGGUCCAAGGAGAGCGUGGAGAAAUGGCAGGAGGAUUUGACAAAGUGGAAGAACCGACGUAGGAGCACCAAUUCUGACCUCCACAGGAAGGUCGAGGAACGAAACCAUGAUGUCAACGAGACGACCAGGGGGACUAGGGCGACCGUUGGACAGAAUAAAACGGCAAACGGAGACCAGCUGUCGCCUUCUGUUCCCGGCCCAGCCUCCUCCCAUUCAUCCAGAGCCUCUCGCCCAGCACUCUCUCGGAGUUACACAGUCGAGACCCGGCUCAGAGACCCCUUGCCCAACAAAGCAUCCUCCUCAUGUAGCCCCGUCCAGAACCAGCCCCUGUCUGGAGCCAUGCCCGCCUCUCACCGCCCUCUGCUUGGAGAGGAGGUCCCUUCCGCUUCAUUGGCCUCCGACGGCAACGCCUCCUCCACCGCUACCACCCCCUCCACCUGCAGUCCUUACACCUCCCAGACCCUCAUCAAGCUCCAGCCUGGUCCCACUGCUGGACAGACCCAGACCGGCGGGAGGGGUCGUAGAACCACUAUGGGGCCGGUCCCGUAUUCGGGCAUUGGCACGGUCGACCGUACACCUUACUCACCGCAGGUCACGGACCGCAAAAUCACAAUCCUCCAUCACGGGCCGUUCCUCCAGCGGAGAGACGUGACCCAGCAGAACCACUGCUCUCUGAACACUGCCGAGCCUGGAGCCGGGGAGGAGGCGGGAGGUCUGGUGAACGGGCCAACGCACCACAGCUUCCUCCACAGGUACAACUCUAUGCCCUGGUCGGGCUCGGCCAGCCUCCCUCGAGGGUACCGCCGCUCUGAAGGCUCGGCACGCCUAUCAAACGUCCUCACGGCCCGCCCCUUCGGUACCAGGCCCUCCAGGAAGUCCUCACUGCUCAGCACAGGAAGUGACUACAAGACCCUCCCACUGAGCGGUGACAUGCAAGCUCCCCAGCCCAUCCUGAACCGUCAGGUCGCGACCUCCCUCAUUAGGGCUCCCCGCCAAGCCGCAGAGAAACAGGAAGUGGAGAACCAGGCAGAGAAGGAACGUGACAGGGAAGAGGGUGGACAUACCAACGGUCUUCCCUACUGCAGUCAACCACCCUUUAAAACCCUUUCCCAAACACACCUGUCUCCUCCAGCCAUUCACGCCGCACCACAGAAGCGGAUGAGGGUGAGUCUGAGCCUGACACCCAACAGUGUGGAUGACUUCGGUUUCCAGACAGACUGGAGCGCCACUGGAGCCAGAGUCACCUCUGUUCAACAAGGCAGCCCUGCUGAGCUUUGCCAGCUGUGCGUGGGUGAUGUCAUCACCACAUUAGGCGGAGCCAAGGUGGAGCAGCUGAGCUCCAGCCAAUGGGAGAGCACUAUGACGUCAGCCCUGCAGUCCGGUAGCCUCACCAUGGACGUCAGUCGCUAUAGCAACCAGGGCUGUCCUGAAAACCACGUCCACAAAGACAUCAUGACCCUGCCCACUGGCCCUGACCUACAUGCCCAGGGGUUGGGCAUCCAAACCAGGAACGGAGAAUUUGAGGGGACACGAAAGACCGCCAGUACCAAAGAACUUGAACGAAUUGUACUGAGAAAUAAGAGGCGGAGAGCGGAGUUUUUUGAUGUGAAAGGAGGUACUGAAUCAGCCAUAUCUGACCUUCAAGUUCCGUCUCUGAAACCGUCUUCCUCAAACUGGUCCUGGGACCACGAAGAAGAACGCAAACGUCAGGAGCGCUGGCAGGAGGAGCAGGAGCGCCACCUACAGGAGCGCUACCAGCGGGACCAGAAGCGGAUGCAGGCCGAAUGGCAGAGCGCUCAGGAGGGGACGGGAGAGGAGCCGAGGGGGACAGACGAGAGGCCGGUCUGGCUGGACGAUCCUGGUGUUGUCAUACCCACCAGCCUAACCAGACCUGUCGUCCAAAGACAAGCUCCUCACUGGGAGGCUGAUGGUUCAGUCAGACACCAGAACAAGGGGACGGGAUCUGCCGGUGUCCAGUACUCAGACCCUGCUCCUGUCGGACACCCGACCCCUACAGACCUGGCUGGCUUUAGGCCCCUUGGUACAGAGGCCGGGUCGAAGCCUCGCAGUCUAGAAGCGGAGAAGGAUAAGCGGGCUGAGCCUGACUUCUUCAGGCCGACGGGUUCUGGUGGAUUUACCCAGCUCUAUUCAGCGUACCGCGGGAUGUCAAAGUCCACCCCGACGCUGGCUUCUGACCACAGGCAGACCAAAGGCCCCGGGGAGCAGAAGAAGGGGAAGGUGGCGACUGCGUCAAAGGAGGAGCAGAACAGGCAGCAGAUCCUUGAAGAGAUGAAGAAGAGGACUCAGCUGCUGACCGACAACAGCUGGAUCCGCCAGCGCAGGGCCAGCUCCCUCAAAGAGCCCCUCUACACUGGUGGAACCCUCAGGAGAUACGAGUCUCUGGACAGCCUCCACACUGCCCCUCCCUCGGAGCCCCCCUGUGAGCUGUCGGGCCCCAGGUCUCUCUCUGGCUCCUCUGGGCGGAGUGUCUACCCCCGGUACACCACCUGCCCGACUCCACCUGACCAGCUCCCCAGCUGCCCCGUCGCCUUGUCCCAGCACUCAUUCCCUGACGCCUCAUGUAUCCCUGGAAAAGCUCCUGGUGAUUGUGCUGUGCCGAGCAUCUCGGAGGAGAGGGAUCAGAAGUUCAGAGCAGAGACCACAAGUCUUUCUGCGAGUGUUGCUACAUCCAGCUGAAGUGAGUAUUGUUUGCCACUCUGGAAUAGUUUCAGCCCUGUGGAACGCUAACAAAUCCUAUCAUAAAUUCUUACAGUUUCCAGCAACUGACCAGGUCCUGUGACCAGAGAAGUCUGUCAGAUUGAGAAAAAAGGGGCCAUUUUGUCGAGGAAGUGACGCGACAAAAUGUUGGAUGAACUUUCACGUGAACCCCACCCACUAGCGCCCUGGCCCGUGUGUUGUAUGAUUUUACAUUUUGAAAUAUUCGUUAAUCUUUCACUCGGCCAAAAGUUGCUAAUUAAGUGUACUGUAUGAAAUAAAAUAGGGUAAUGAGUGUUUUUAAAUCUUCGGUUUUUGGUUGUAUCUGUCCACUAUCGUUUUGUUUUCCCCCAUCAGCAAGUAACUUUACUAAUGCUAUGGUGAGGGCCAUGUCAAUUACAUAACUUCAAGCACUUUCUAUCUUCACUUUCAUCUUGCUAAGUGCACUUUGCAGAUCAUUUGGUGAUAUGGGUGCAGCAGUCAUAAAAUAAUGAAAUGUUUAACCAGGUAAAUGUGACUGAAAUGUUUGGAAAUAAAAGAUAUAUCCCACAAAUA